This is a messenger RNA of Phoenix dactylifera (date palm), 1825 nucleotides long. Lineage: Eukaryota; Viridiplantae; Streptophyta; Magnoliopsida; Arecales; Arecaceae. The record is from RefSeq and is a predicted model, not a curated record.
UUCUCCUCUCUCCACUCCCUCCACCUCCUGCUCCUCCCCUCACCACCACCACCGCCACCACCAAAGAGGUCCAAAGCCUUCCCGGGAUCGGGUCAUCGGCGCCAGUAAAGAGGUAUCAUGGCUCUUCUGACGGACACGAGCAAGACCACCAAGCUAGAACGGUAUAACAGCUAUCUCCGGCGAGUUAACAGCACGAAGCUCCUCGCCGCCUCCUGGAACUUCCUCUUCCGCGCCACCCUCCUGACCGCCAUCGUCCUCAUUCUCCUCUUCACCCUCCACUACCCUCCCCUCCUCGCAGGCCACCACCUCUCCGCCGCCUCCGCCCACUCCCACCGCAGCCUCCUCUCCUCCUCCUACGGCGGCUCCGCCUGGGAGCGCGACGUCCGGCGCUCCGCCACCCCACGCCGCCACGGCGGAAUGACCGUCCUCGUCACCGGAGCCGCUGGCUUCGUCGGCACCCACUGCUCCCUUGCCCUCAAGAAGCGCGGCGACGGCGUCCUCGGCCUUGACAACUUUAACUCCUACUAUGACCCCUCCCUCAAACGCUCCCGCCAAAAUCUCCUCUCCCGCCGCGGCAUCCUCGUCCUCGAUGCCGACAUCAACGACUCCAAUCUCCUCAUUAAACUGUUCGACGUCGUCCCCUUCUCCCACGUCCUCCAUCUCGCCGCCCAGGCCGGCGUCCGCUACGCCAUGCGUAAUCCCCAAUCCUACGUCGCCUCCAAUGUCGCCGGCCUCGUCUCCCUCUUCGAGGUCGCAGCCAAGCACGCCGACCCCCAACCCGCUAUCGUCUGGGCCUCCUCCUCCUCCGUCUACGGCCUUAACACAGCCGUCCCCUUCUCCGAGCUCCACCGCACCGACCGCCCCGCCUCCCUCUACGCCGCCACCAAGAAGGCGGGCGAGGCCAUCGCCCACACCUACAACAACAUCUACGGCCUCUCCAUCACCGGCCUCCGCUUCUUCACCGUCUACGGCCCCUGGGGCCGCCCCGACAUGGCCUACUUCUUCUUCACCAAAUCCAUCCUCUCCGGCGAUGCCAUUACCCUCUUCAAGACCCGCGACGGCGCCGACGUCCAGCGCGACUUCACCUAUAUCGACGACGUCGUCAAGGGCUGCCUCGGAGCGCUCGACACCGCCCAGAAGAGCACCGGCAGCAGAGGCGGCAAGAAGCACGGCCCCGCGCAGCUCAGGGUCUACAAUCUCGGCAACACGUCGCCGGUGUCGGUGGGGAAGAUGGUUGCUAUCUUGGAAGAGUUGUUGGGGAAGAAGGCGAAGAAGAACGUCGUGACGAUGCCGAGGAACGGCGACGUGCCGUACACCCAUGCGAACGUUAGCUUGGCGGAGAAGGAUUUCGGAUACCGGCCAACGACCGACCUCGCCACCGGGCUCCGGCGGUUCGUGAAAUGGUACGUGGAAUACAACGGGGUGGCGGUUUCCCGUGCUAAGGGAAAGGGGAAGGGUGGCGUCCGCGAGGAGCGGAGGGGAGUGGAUACAGCGGGGGUUGCAUCGGCGUAGGAUGCGACGGGUGUCGGUGGGCGACGCAUGGACUUUGUAAGCGGGUACUAUGAUGCGUUUUAUUAGGAUCAAAGAUUGUAAUAAAGAUGGCGAUAGAAGGGAAAGCAGAAAAAGACUGAAUUAGAGGUCCUGGGAUUGAAGAAGGAUGACAUCUCGGAUCCUCUCUUUUUAGUUUUAUUUCUUAAAAGUAUUCUUGGUUAGUUUUCCAACGAUUUGUGCAACUUUGUGGAUUCUGUUUGUCAAAGGGAAAAAAAGAAAAAAUGAAAAGGUUUUACUGUUGGAUGUAAAUCCAUACAGUUUUAGUUUACGUGCA